This is a messenger RNA of Chrysoperla carnea, 2488 nucleotides long. Its product is annotated as cationic amino acid transporter 4. Gene Ontology annotation, biological process: transmembrane transport; amino acid transport. The record is from RefSeq and is a predicted model, not a curated record. The transcript has 5 exons. Gene Ontology annotation, molecular function: amino acid transmembrane transporter activity. NCBI's taxonomy places the organism in Eukaryota, Metazoa, Arthropoda, Insecta, Neuroptera, Chrysopidae. Bases 2 to 1942 code for a protein of 646 amino acids. Gene Ontology annotation, cellular component: plasma membrane.
AAUGCCUGGAGUAAGAAAAAUGAUUUUGAGUCAUGUUAUGAGUGGCCUAUGUGGAAAAAUGAACCGUGUCAAACAUUUGGAUGGUGAUGUUAUGGAAACUCCAUUACGAAGAUGUUUGAAUACAUUCGAUAUGACGUUAUUAGGAGUGGGUCAUAUGAUUGGAGCUGGAAUUUAUGUUUUAACUGGUGCUGUGGCUAAAGAUGUUGCUGGGCCUGGAAUUGUUAUAUCAUUUUUAAUAGCUGGUUUCACAUCAUUUUUAGCCGCAUUAUGCUAUGCCGAAUUUGGAACACGAUGUCCUAAAGCAGGUUCUGCCUAUGUUUAUACAUAUAUAAGUAUUGGAGAAUUUUGGGCUUUUAUUAUUGGCUGGAAUAUUAUUUUGGAACAUAUGAUUGGUGCUGCUUCGGUCGCUAGAGCUUGGAGUGGCUAUGUUGAUUCAUUACUCGAUCAUGCUAUCAGUAACACGACGGUUUUAAUCACCGGAGAAAUGCAUGAGCAAUUAUUAGGUCGUUACCCUGACUUACUAGCGUUUGGAGUAUGUAUAUCAUAUGCUUUACUUCUUGGAAUCGGUGUAAAAGGUUCGGCCCUUGUCAAUUCCAUUUUCACUAUUGUCAAUUUACUAGUGAUUUUGUUAAUAAUUACCACUGGAUUUUAUUAUGCCACACCACAAAAUUGGACUAGAAAUUUCUUACCAUUUGGUUGGAGUGGAGUAUUAGCUGGAGCGGCAACUUGUUUUUAUGCUUUCGUUGGUUUUGAUAGUAUUACAACUUCAGGAGAAGAGGCUCGUGAACCUUCUGUCUCAAUACCAUUUGCUACGAUUUUUUCUAUGGGAAUAGUUACAAUAAGUUAUAUUUUAGUAAGCGCUGCGUUAACUUUAAUGGUACCUUUCUCGCAAAUUCAUCCAACCGCUGCUUUACCUGAUGCGUUUGCGGCAAUUAAUCAUCAUUGGUUAAAAUAUAUGGUAUCAGUAGGUGCCUUAUGUGGAAUGACCACAACCCUAUUUGGAUCCUUAUUCUCCUUGCCCCGUUGUAUGUAUGCAAUGGCCAGUGACGGAUUAUUAUUCGAAUUUAUGUCAAAAAUCAAUCCAAAAACUAAAUUACCUUUAUAUAAUUUAGCUAUUGGUGGGUUUUUAUCCGCUUUGCUAGCAUUAUUAUUUGAUUUAGAAAAACUUGUGGAAUUUAUGUCAAUUGGUACCUUAUUAGCAUAUACAAUUGUAAGUUCGGCUGUUAUAGUUUUACGAUAUCGACCAAUUAGUCCUCCAAGUAUACCUUUAACACCUGGUACUGAGGACAGUUCACCGGAAACCGAAUCGUGUAGUCCCGUUUCGGAUAAAAGUAAUGAUACUGCAUCAGCAAUGAUUUUGGCUGGACAUUUACGCACAAAUUACUCAUGGCUAACACCAGUUUUUGGGAAAUGUGAACCUGGCGGAGCAGUAACUGGUGCUGUUAUUCUAUUUAUAUGUGCAUCCAGUACAUUUUGUAUAACUUUCCAUUUUUCAAAAUCGAUUCUUCACCCAGAAGCCUGGUGGACAAUUCUUUUGAAUGUGUUUCUAUUGAUGAUAAUCUUUCUUUGUGUUUUUGUUAUGGUGGCUCAUCAACAAAAUACUACAGGCCUACGUUUUCAAGUUCCUAUGGUUCCAUAUAUUCCAUGUUUGAGUAUAUUUUUCAACAUUGAGCUAAUGAUUCACUUGAGUGUAUUAACUUGGAUACGUUUUAUUGUCUGGAUGAUAAUUGGUAUGUUGGUAUACUUUUUAUAUGGAAUUCAUCAUAGUAAAGAAUCUGACCCAGCCACCACAUAUUCGAUGUUAAUGACUUCCUCAGAAGCUGGUAAAUCUCAAUGGGGAGCAACAACACGAACAGCAAUUAAAGGGGCACUAAUGGCACGAAAACAUAAAGAGGCAGCUGAUAAGAAACCGAUCAUCGAUGAAGAAGAAAUAGUUCAGUAAACACAAAAAAUUCUCUUCUAUCCGGAAACUAUUAAAAGUUUUUAAUAGAUCCAAAAUUUUGGAAAAAAUGGGAACUGAAAAGUUUAAUUUAUUUUAUUAAACAAGAAAUAUUAUAGCACAAAAAGUAGCACAAUAUUUUUUUAGAAGAAAUUAUUCCAAUUUAACCCCUCAAACUCAAAUAAAUGUGAAAAACAAGAUAUAUAUUACAAUAUUUAAAAAGGGUUAAAAAUGUGUUAGGACAAUACAUGUUGAAAAUAUAUAGACAAAACCCAAUAUACUCAAAAUAUAGUCUUCAAAUUAUAGCUCAUAUUAAUACAACGGUCCUAUAGAUAUUUUCAUUUAGGUUUAGUUUUUUUGUUGGGAAAUGUCUGAAAAUAAAAUGGCUGUUUUGAUUGAAUAUUUAGGUUUAUGAAAUGGUACUAAAUAAUGAUUAUCGAUUGUGAUCAAUGAAUUAUUUAUGGUCAUUAGUAUUUUUAACGAAAUUAUUUGAUGAUUUAUGAGUUCAGUAACAAUUCCGUAUUUUUCAAAUACAACCACAAUUUAUUA